UUAAUCAUGUCACAUUUUUUUAGUUUUACAUUCAUUAUGCCGUUUGCUAGAAUAUGCCCUCGGCUGUGUACCAAUAUACGUAGCCUUCACAUGUCGAGGGUCAAGACAGAACAUCAGAGAAAACUUUUGAUAUCUGCUGGAGUUUGCACAAUGUGUGGAGUUGCCAUCAGUGGUAAAAUGCUGUAUGAUCAUUAUUCAGGCGUGAAAAGGAGCAUGCCGAAGCUCUAUGUAUCCAAUGGACUGCAUGCGGCUACAGCUGUUAAUACUGUGACCUCUGAGGAAAAUGAUAAGCAGCCGGAUGUGUACCAACAUGCGAGAGAAAGACGGUUCCAUGAAUUUGCGUCAGUGAUAGUUGACGGUGAGAAAUAUAUGACUGCGCAAGAUUUUCUUGAAUCUGUAACUGAAGAAGAACCGCGGCCAAGAAUUGGUUUACGCAAAAUACACAAACAUGAUCUCAGGUCAAUACUCAACCGAACACCUGGCAGAAGACAAGCUUCAUCUAAUUUGUUCAGGAAAAUUCACGAAAACGGCAUCAUUUCGUAUUCAGAAUAUUUGUUUCUACUUUGCAUCUUGACAAAACCAAAAGCUGGCUUCAAAAUUGCUUUCAAAAUGUUUGAUACCGACGGGAAUGAACGCGUGGAUAAACAGGAAUUUUUAGUGCUCGAGGAAAUUUUCCGGAACAAAACAGAGAAAUCGACAAUAGUGCGCGAGGAAACGUUGAACGGUGGAAUACUCUCACUCGCCGACAUUAAAGGGAUUCUUUCCAGUAAAGACACUGCUGUGCAUGAUACAUCACUUCUUGUACACUUCUUUGGGCGAAAAGGAGACGAGACGCUGAGUUUCGAGGAUUUCUACCAGUUUAUGGAUGAUCUACAAACGGAAGUGCUAGAAAUAGAAUUUUUGACGUAUAGUCAUGGAAUGCCCACAAUUUCAGAAGAAGAUUUUGCUCAUGUUUUACUGAGGUUCACUGAUAUAUUAGAUGAAGAAGAAUAUUAUAGAAAGUUGAAGGUUCGAAUGCCAGAAGAAAAAGGAUUGAACUUUGAAGAAUUCCGAUCAUUUUUCCAAUUCCUAAAUAAUUUGGAAGAUUUUUCAAUUUCAAUCAACAUGUAUGCUAUAGCCGGGAAGCCUAUUGGAGAAGACGAAUUUCACCGAGCCGUGAAAGUCACCACUGGACAAGACUUGUCUAAACAUUUGGUUCACACUUUAUAUCAGCUAUUUGAUAAAGAUGGUGACGGGAAACUCAGCUAUUCUGAGUUUAUAGGAGUCAUGAAAGACAGGCUACAUAGAGGAUUCAGGUUUUACGAUACACACUCGUCUCACGUAAUGAAACAUGUUGGAUGGAGUGGAUUCAAGAAAUGCAUGAAGCACAACAUUAAAUUAAGCAAAGCUUCAUAACAUCUAUCGGAAACGUUCGAAAUAUCCAACGGCGUACUUUCGGAAAACUAUUCUUCUUUCUUAUAUUUACCUAUAGCUGGAAAUACUGCUUUAAAAUAAAUGCUCUCAGGUCUAAAAUGCAAGGAACUAUACUAUACAAUAAAUGGACGUUUUGGUGUUUUGCGUUACAAACCGGAUUAUGUUGCUAAUGAUUUGUAUAUUUUGAAAAAAUGUUACCUGAUCAAGAGACAAUACCUUUAUCAAUUGAGCAACGCAUAUUUUCAUCUUAUUUUUAAGGAUUACUAUGUAUCGUCAUUUUGCAUUUGUAGGUUUUGCUGCUGUUGAUCUCUUUGUAGGAAUUAAAGUUUUAGGUGCACGUUUUUUGUAUGUAAUAUUUUACCAAUUUAAAUAUAUAUAUAUCUGUAGAUUUCUAAUGUAAUCACCUAUUCUGUUUGAACGCAGUUCUAGUAUUUCUAUUCUAUUUAAAAUGAAGUUGUUGCUAUGCUUUGGGACGAAUUAGCCACUCUUUUGGUAAUCUCGCGCCAAUUUUGUAAUACUAUAUGAGAGGCCGAUUUUUUUCGUUUAGUUCCGUCACAGAGAAUGCCAAAGUUUACAUCAGUUUGUUUUCAAAGUUUUGUUACCAUACUUUGCAUUUUACCUGGAGUAGAGUGAAUUUUUUGACAUUUUGUAUCCUCAUAGAAUUAAGAUUUAAUUUCGUCGUGUGAAGUCAUUAAACGUAUCCUCAUAAAUCGUGAAUUUACUGGAUCGUCCGUUUUUAUUUAUGCAUUUCGUUAAAUAUUAAGUAUCCUUCAAAAAACUAUUGUUGUGUAAAAAUAAUCAUCAUUCACACGCUGGAUUAGUUUGAUAUGGUUCUGUAAUCCAUAGAAGGAAAUUGGGAAAUAUACUAUAUAUUUGUAUGCAAAAAA
Styela clava is the source of this 2300-nucleotide messenger RNA. RefSeq names its product calcium uptake protein 3, mitochondrial-like. NCBI's taxonomy places the organism in Eukaryota, Metazoa, Chordata, Ascidiacea, Stolidobranchia, Styelidae. Gene Ontology annotation, cellular component: uniplex complex. The record is from RefSeq and is a predicted model, not a curated record. Gene Ontology annotation, biological process: mitochondrial calcium ion homeostasis; calcium import into the mitochondrion. Gene Ontology annotation, molecular function: calcium ion binding.